CGUGACUCGUUGGUCUGAUUCCCGCCGGAAACCGAGGAUCAACUUCCUCUUUCCUUCCUGUUUUUGUUUCUGAUGGAAACAACGGGACAAAACUUCAUUCAGGAUUCCUCCAGUCCAAACGGGAUCGGAUCCAGAUCCUGGAAUCGGAUCCAGUCCAGGAACGGCCGGGUUCUGCUCCAGACCGGGGAAAGUGUGUCCAGGUCUGAUUCCUGGCUCGUUCAGUGACAAAAUGGUGGGAAUCUUCUGUUUCCUGCUUUUUGUGUUGGAUGAUGUCACGGCUCUGCUGCGGUGCGUUCAGGGGCAGCGGGAAGUUCCCCACAUUCCCACUGCGUCCUGGACUGGUUCAGAAGCCGGAAGGUUCUGUCCAAGCUGUCAUGAAUAUGGUUCUGUUAGAGAACAGAAGUUCGGUUGGUCUGGUUCAGAACCGUCCCGCACUCAGUGGGAUCUGACUCCGGUCUAACUCCAGAGAUCCGGUUCCAGAGUUCUCAAACACCUGGAUCUCCAUUUGGGACCGAACAGAACCAGAACCUUUAUUGUUCAUGGUUCUGGACGGUUCUGGGUUAGUUUAGGGACCAGAACCACAACUUUUCCACCAGACGGUUCUGGACCAGAACCCAAAGUUAAACAUUUCUGCUGCAUCACCAUGGAGACGUGAAGUCCUCUCUUCUGAUUACCGUGGUAACCAAGGACAGGUGGUGCUGCAGCUUCAGUGGCUGCUGUUUGGGUCGUUCUGAGGUUCUGAUCGGGUUCUGGAAUCAAUGGGUCUCCAACCGGCUGAUCCAGAACUCCACCUUCUGGUCGGAUGUUCAGAACCGGAACCAGAACCUUCAGACCCAAAGAGUCUGAGGCAUGUCCUCGUAGUCACCAGCUGGUUCUGACAGGUCCAGUUCUCAUAUGUGUGGUUCUGGUAGGCCCCGUUAGAGCUCAUCAGCGGUUCUGUUAAUCCCUUAAUUGCAGCUCCUUGACCCGGCGGCCAUUAGCGCACGAUUUAUCCUGGAUUAUCUGCUGGCUCCAUUAAAGUCGGGUCCAUCAGAACCAGCUGCUGUCGGACCUGAGCUGAACUUCCUUCAGAACAUUCCUGGUCUCUGGACCGAUGGGAAAUCAGCUGAUUUCCAGAACAACUGGAGUCUGGAUGGAGGGAAUCCGAUGGGAUUAACCUGAGCUCCAUCCGGACCUGCAGGUCCAGACAAUCGGACCGGACCGUCCGGGCCAUCCGAACCUGCAGCGCUCCGGUUUGAACCCAGCAGGAUGUUAUGCAGCAGGAAGUUUUUAUCUGCCUGGCAGUCAGAGCUCAGGGCAAAGUCCUGCACUCACCUGAUAAGGAGCUGGAAGCUGAUUGGUUCCCGUCCCUGAUAACAUCUGGACAGAGGCAAUCUGGGCCUCAGACGGGUCAGAUCAGAACCGGACAUCUGGGAGGAUUUGCAUCUUCAUCAUCAGUUCCCAGAAUGUGGAUUUUUCGGGAUGUACGAUAAAAUCCUGCUGUUCCGCCACGAUCCGACGUCCAGCAACAUCCUGCAGCGCCUGGCGACCGCCGACGAGAUCCAGGAGGGCGACCUGGUGGAGGCCGUGCUGUCAGCGCUCGCCAAGCAGGAAGACUUCCAGAUUCGGCCGCACACGCUCUACGUUCACUCCUACAAGGCGCCGGCGUUCUGCGACGACUGCGGAGAGAUGCUGUGGGGCCUGGUGAGGCAGGGCCUCAAGUGUGAAGGAUGCGGCCUGAACUACCACAAGCGCUGCGCCUUUAAGAUCCCCAACAACUGCAGCGGCAGGAAGAGACGGCUGUCCAACGUCUCUCUGCCGGGUCCAAACCUGUCUGUGGCCCGACCGCCUUCCACCGAGCUGCCCCCGAUGCCGCUGGAGGAGCGCCCCCUGCUGGGAGCCGGGAAGCGUAACUCCCUGCUGAGCGGCCGUCCCAUCUGGAUGGAGAAGAUGGUGCUGGGUCGGGUUAAAGUCCCCCACACCUUCUCCAUCCACACCUACACCCGGCCCACCAUCUGCCAGUACUGCAAGCGGCUGCUGAAGGGGCUCUUCAGACAGGGCCUGCAGUGCAAAGAUUGUAAGUUCAACUGCCACAAGCGAUGCGCUGCCAAAGUUCCUCGGGACUGUCUGGGCGAGGUAGACUUCAACGGAGAGCCGCUCAGCCCCAGUCUGGACCCCGAGGCCUCCAUGGAGGUGGAGGCCUGCGACCUGAACUGCGAUGGAGGUCAGAGUCUGGACGAGCAGGACGAGCCGUCCACGCCCGAGGACAAACUCUUCUUCAUGGACGGUUCCCUGGGAGACGCAGAGAAAGACGACGAGACGGCCAGAGCCAUCAGCCCGUCGACCAGCAGCAACAUCCCUCUGAUGAGAGUGGUGCAGUCGGUGAAACACACCAAGAGGAGGAGCUCUGCCGCCGUCAAGGAGGGCUGGAUGGUCCACUACAGCAGCCGGGACAACCUGAGGAAGAGGCACUACUGGAGGCUGGACACCAAGAGCCUGACUCUGUUCCAGAAUGACAGCGGAGCCAAGUUCUACAAGGAAAUCCCUCUGUCCGAGAUCCUGCGGGUGGAGGCGGCCCAGGACUUCGGCCAUCUUGCCCAGGGCGGCAGCCCGCACUGCUUCGAGGUCAUCACCGCCUCCACUGUCUACUACGUUGGAGAGGACGCGGGCGGACCGCCCCACGGCCCGGCGCCGGCUGCUUCCGGAGUGGGCCGGGCCGUGGGGCGCAGCUGGGAGAAGGCCGUCAGGCAGGCGCUGAUGCCCGUCACCCCCAAGGCCAGCGGCGGCGCCGGGCCGAGCAAGGACCACAAGGAACUCUCCAUCAGCAUAUCCGUGUCCAACUCCCAGAUACAGGAGAACGUGGACAUCAGCUCGGUGUACCAGAUCUUUGCCGACGAGGUUCUUGGCUCGGGACAGUUUGGGAUCGUUUACGGAGGGAAACACAGGAAGACGGGCCGAGACGUGGCGAUCAAGAUCAUCGAUAAGAUGCGGUUCCCCACCAAGCAGGAGAGCCAGCUGAGGAACGAGGUGGCCAUCCUGCAGAACCUCCACCACCCUGGCAUUGUCAACCUGGACUGCAUGUUUGAGACACCUGAGCAGGUGUUUGUUGUCAUGGAGAAGCUCCAUGGAGACAUGCUGGAGAUGAUCUUAUGCAGCGACAAGAGCCGGCUGCCAGAACGCCUCACCAAGUUCCUGGUGACGCAGAUCCUGGUGGCUCUCAGGCAUCUCCACUUCAAGAACAUCGUCCACUGUGACCUGAAGCCCGAGAACGUCCUGCUGGCCUCGGCCGAGCCGUUUCCUCAGGUGAAGCUCUGCGACUUCGGCUUCGCCCGGAUCAUCGGGGAGAAGUCGUUCCGGCGCUCGGUGGUUGGAACGCCGGCCUACCUGGCGCCGGAGGUUCUGCGCAGUAAAGGCUACAACCGGUCGCUGGACAUGUGGUCGGUGGGCGUGAUCGUCUACGUCAGCCUGAGCGGGACGUUCCCCUUCAACGAGGACGAGGACAUCAACGACCAGAUCCAGAACGCCGCCUUCAUGUACCCGCCCAACCCCUGGAAGGAGAUCUCAGACGAAGCCAAAGACCUGAUCAACAACCUGCUGCAGGUGAAGAUGAGGAAGCGCUUCAGUGUGGACAAGUCGCUGAGCCACCCCUGGCUGCAGGACUACCAGACGUGGUUGGACCUGCGGGAGUUCGAGACGCGGCGCGGCGAGCGCUACAUCACCCAUGAGAGCGACGACGCCCGCUGGGAGGAGUACGCCGACGAGCGCGGGCUGCACUACCCCACCCACUUCAUCAUGUCUCCCAACCUGGACGACAUGGACGAGGACCCUUAG
Molecule: messenger RNA, 3810 nt
Organism: Xiphophorus couchianus (Monterrey platyfish)
Lineage: Eukaryota; Metazoa; Chordata; Actinopteri; Cyprinodontiformes; Poeciliidae
Product: serine/threonine-protein kinase D3
Exons: 18
Coding region: 1462-3810 (782 amino acids)
Biological process (GO): protein phosphorylation; intracellular signal transduction; phospholipase C-activating G protein-coupled receptor signaling pathway
Cellular component (GO): cytosol
Molecular function (GO): protein serine/threonine kinase activity; ATP binding
Source: RefSeq, a predicted model, not a curated record